GGAGACAUGAGGUUGAUGUAACGUAUCAUCUGCCAACUGUUAAGAUGAACUAAGGUCUGUGUUUUCAAUAUGUAUUUAAUGUCAUUUAGUAAAAAAAAAAAUAAAAGAAUUUAACAAUAGUUCUGAAAUAAUUUUAAACUCAUAAGUCUGUUGAAUCUGGGGAAGUGUUUACAUCCAAUUUCUCUUCAGUUUUGGUGACCAAAGGGAAUGUCAAUUCAAAUUAUAUACUUAAAGAAGUCAUUAAAUCACAUUCGGAAAUGUCGUGUGGUACGACACUUGAUUGUUACAUUCAGAGGGUUCCAAACUUUUGCGAAAGUGGAUAGACUCUCAUAGGCAACUGAGUCGAAGUGAGACAGAUGAAGGAGACCCUAUAUGUUUUUGGGCUUAUAGUAGUCAUCGUUUGUCAUUGACCUUUCUUCUAUGAAUGUCCAUGCUGAACAUCAAUUCAUGCCUCAUCCUUUAUAUGGAUACUUUGAGGUGUAAAUAACGCUCGGUGAGUUAAUUGGGAACCUGUGUAUUGAGAAUUAUACAUUUUCUUCUUUUCAUUCAAUAAUAUUUAGGGGUUCGUGAUGGUAGUCUAGUUGAAUGGCAUUUGACAUUUACAUGAGCAGGAUAAAGUGGAAGCCGAUGUUUAUACUUUGAUGAAACAGCAUGAAAAACUUGUCGUUAAAAUAUUAAAACUUAAGAGGUUUGUUCACCUUUUACUGGUUUAAAGGCUCCAAGCGUAACAUGGAAAGAUGUCCUAUAGUUGUAUCUAACCAAACUUCCUUGCAUACCUGUACUGAUGUAUAUAAAAAAGGUAAUGUUUUAUUAAACUAGAGAAUAAAAAAAAAUGGUUACUGGCGAUCACGAUGAAAAGGAUUUUUUGUAGUUUUCUAGGGUACUGAGUUCGCUCACUCCUCACAACAAAUUAUUCUUUUUCAAUUCCUUAUUUUUCUAAAAGGAAAAAAUUAUUUCAUAUUGGGUAGUGUUUUCUACUAAUAUUGAGUCUUUUUUUUUUUUGCUUCAUCUCCCUGUCUUCUCACAACUCUUGCUCACACUACUACUUCUCAAAUGAGAGGAAAGCCAUUUAUUUCCUUGAAGCGGAUGCUUUUGCGCCCUUCAUGGAACAAAAUUAAUCUAUAUAAUAUUGCUCGCAAACAAUUGCCUUCCCCAAGCAACGGUACACUAUUUCAAAAAAAAUGGACUGCAAAACGUGAAACAAGAGCAUACCAUGGACCUCAACUACGUGAAUAUCAGCUGAAAAACUCGUUCCAACCCAAAGUACAUGGAGUCACUUCUUCCCAUGAAAACAAAAACCCCAUUCCCUUUAUGUCACAGAUGUAUGCAUUUAUAGAAUCACGGUUAGAUAUGUCUAUUCAUCGAGCAAUGUUUGCUUCCAGUGCUCUCCAGGCUCGUCAGUUGGUGGUGCAUGGCAAAGUUUAUGUUAAUGGUUUACCCGAAAAACGGAGCUAUCGUGCUCUCAAGCCAGGUGAUUUGGUAACCGUCGAUCCCAUAUCUGUUUUGCAUUGUGUUUCUGCAUUGAAUCCCAAGAAUUCACAACAAGCUUCUUCGGGAACGAACACUUCUGGCGAACAAAAUGAGGAUUCAAAUAAACCCCAAGCGAAUCCUUCCAACGAAGAAAGCCAAAAAACAUCUUUGUCCAAAUCAACUUUGGAUCCUAAACUAGAAAAUGGUGUACACCAUUUCUAUCCAAAACCUUAUAUGGCUCUUAUGGCUUUUAUUCCCUCUUACCUAGAAGUAUGCUUCCAAACAUGCUCUUUCGUUUAUGUGCGUGAUCCAGUAGCUCGUCCAGGACUUACCGAAGUUCCAUCCCCCUUCCCCGAAGAUAUUCAUGCUCUUGCUUACAGCUACUACAUUCGUAGUCGAUGCAUGCGUCAAGGUGCUGCACGUCGUCAAGCGAAACGUUUGUUCCCUCAACGGAUCCGUGAUCCUGGAUUCUUCCGUGGCCCUCGUGACUUGUAUGAGCCCAAAAGAAAAUCUUCGAAUAACUCUCAUUCUGAAAGAUAUCCUGUCCGCCAAACCAAGCUGCCCAAACUAGUAUAAGAAUAAACCUAGCAGAAUAAUUUCAAUUCAUUCAUUUAAUAAAAUAUAUUUUUUUGUAUUAA
Molecule: messenger RNA, 2108 nt
Organism: Schizosaccharomyces octosporus yFS286
Lineage: Eukaryota; Fungi; Ascomycota; Schizosaccharomycetes; Schizosaccharomycetales; Schizosaccharomycetaceae
Product: ribosomal protein subunit S4
Exons: 2
Coding region: 1054-2046 (330 amino acids)
Biological process (GO): positive regulation of translational fidelity
Cellular component (GO): mitochondrial small ribosomal subunit
Molecular function (GO): rRNA binding; structural constituent of ribosome
Source: RefSeq, a predicted model, not a curated record